GUUUACACAAUUUUCGAUGACGUAGUCCGGUAUCUAAUUAAAAACAUGGCACUGCCCAUCGCAUUAUUUUCAUCGUCUUCUGGUGAUUUCAGGCCACAAGAUUUUGUAAAAAGUAUAUUUCAAGAUGAUUAUUACAUGUAUUUGCAACUAUUUUUUUUCCAUCUAUUUGUUAAAAAAUUCUAUAUGUUUAACAUAGUAUUGCAAAGAAAUAGUAGAAAGAAAAAAAAAAGUUAACUUAUUAACUGGAUUUUGCCUUUCUGCCUUUCUUCUCAUUCUACUUCCAACUUUGUCACUAGUCACUCGUGUCAAAGAAUUCUUUUCACUCAUGUUUUUUUUUGAGUUAUUUGCAUUAUCACUUGUGUAGCAAUUGAAUUUCAUAUAAACUCAUACUUAUUUAACAAAGUAAUUCACUUAUGCCCAAAGCAAUUCUUUGAAAUAAAAUAGAUUUUAUUCUAGUGAAAGUUAAGGAAGUCAAGUGAUCCAUUCAUAAUUUAUUAAUUUAAUUUUAACUUUCCCUAUGCAGAAUUAAAUAAUGAACCUUCAAACAGUGGAAUACUUGUAUAAUGUGCUCCACUAUUAUGUUAAUUUAGAUAGAAUUCAGUUGUGGCAUGGCUCCAAAAAUUAUGUGUAUACUAUACUGUCUUUUACAUUUCCAAGCGCAUCAAAGUAUGUGAGGAAAAAAAAGUGUCUAAUUUAAUUAAUAAUUAAUUUAUAAAUAAUUUACCCUUUUUUUUCACGUUACAUUAAAUUAGGUACUUUGGUAGAUUAAGGGAGACAAGUAUAACAUUUGUAUGGGCAUGGGAAAUGGACACCAUGCAGGAGUUUAAAAUUUUUUUAUGUCAGUGCUUUUGCAUUAAUGAAAGGACUAUUUGUCAUAAAAUUGCAGUAUUCUUUAACAUGUUCACAAUAGGGGACAUCUUGACCUACACUCCAACAUACUGUUUUGCCUUUUCAGGUCGACCUAAAUUUUUUAAAUUCAUAGAUAUAUAUAUUAUUUUUUGAAGAUCAUGUCUUUGAUAUUAAAUUCUGAUGAGCAUUAUAUAUUGAUGUAUACGAGUGCUAGUUCUCAUCGACCUAGGUCAUGUCCAACAUUUGUUAUGCUUGUCCCAGUAACAUGCAUUAUAAGGUCGCUCAGCUCAAUAUCGACCCUGCUUCCUUUUUAAUGUCGAAAGAUGCAGAUAUUUAGGAAAUAUUUUAAUUUGAUAACUUGUGUUUUAGAAUAAACUAAGAAAUAAUUUAAGCAAGAAUAUUUUAAUUUGAGGUUUAAAAACCGGUAGAGUGCAUUUAAUAAAUUAUCAUAAUUUGCUGUAUGCAAAACAUUGUAUUAGUAUUGGUAUUGGGCAACCAUUCACAGCCACUUACAUAAUGGCUAUGUCUUAGAGUUUCAUUCAUAAGAGUUUGCCAUAUGCAAAAACUAUUAAACCAUUGAUCAAGGAAAGCUUUAAUUAUAGUAAUGUGCCAAAGUUUAAAAUUCAAAAUAAAUAGUCCUAAAACAGUAUUUUAUUUUAGUAUUUAGGGGAUGUGUUGCCUUAUUUAUAUAGACUAUAUUGCAUAUACCGGUAUAAUGGAUCCCGUAGACUUUGUUAAAAGAAAAGACACAUAUCAUAUGUUAUAUUCCAUUUACCGAUAUACAUAGUGCAUAGUUAAAUAAGUUACAAUUUAUUAUUUUUUUUACCCCAGUACCUACAUUGUCCUACAUUAAUAGUAUACUAAUAUGACACAAUCACAAAUCCACUUAAAAUAGUCCAUCUUCAAUACCACAUAGCUCACUAAUCACAAGAUAGCUUAUCUGUUAUAUUACAAACAUUUUAUUUAAUGAAAUAACCUAUUUUCCUACUUAAAGAAAAAUUAUGAACAUUUUACACCAGCACAUUGAAUAUUGUCAAAUUCUGUUAUUAACACAAUCUAAUUUUAUAGACCCAAAUUAUCACAUUACAGCCUAGAUAUCACUGAACAAGUAACUAGGUUCAGUAAAUUUAAAAGUAAACAAUUUUAUAAUACACCAUAUUUGGUAACCAAUUUGGCUGUUUUGCUCAUUGUUGUUGCUACCAUUAUUUAUAAUUUUUAUAAUAAUCCUACCCAUCAUGCCUACAGUUAUAGGGUCUAGUUAGCAUAUGCUGUUCUAUAAAUUUUCAAAUUAAAACUAGGCCUAGUGUUACGCCCCCCAUAUCGUUCAAUGAAUUUGAACAAGCUCGUGGUCUAGGAGAGUUGGGAAAGGGGCUAACACAAGUAGAUUUUAGACAAACUACUGGCUAAAAUGAAGACAAUCUGUGCUCUAUAUAAAUGUACUUUAUUACCUGGAAUAUAAUAUGAACAAAAAUACAUAAAAUCUACAUAUUAAGAAAUGAAUAAAGGUCUAACCCUAACAAUAUCUAAAUCUCACAGUACUUAUACCAAAUCAUUUUGUGUGGCUUAAAUGUAGGCCAAACGUUCGCUGCAGAUGCUGAUCUGGCACCUUAUUAUUCUAAAGACUUGUCCUCCUUACUGAAAGGUGGUAAGCUGACAAGGCUAGGUCAGUGGGAUAUAUAAACGAAAUGGACAUACCAUGCACCGCUAGUAACACUAGUCCCAGCUCUACAAAUACUUAGUUGGUGAUUUUUCUAUUUUAGUUUCAGUUUGCAUUAAUAUUAUGUUUCAAUGCAAGCUGUUACCAGAAACUAUAGUCCCUCUGAAGUCCUGCCUUACUAAAUUCAUAAAGUACCAGUAUUUUUUAAGGCAAUGUGUUCGUAUCUUUUAAAACAUUCAAAAAUUAUGAUAAUUCUCUUAAAAUAUAUUAAAUUUUUGUAAUGAAACUUAAUAAUUCCAUAUGCACAAUAGUGUUUUUCAUCAUUUGAGGGGAGCAAUCACAUGUUUAUUGGCACCAUACUUACGAAUUUUUAUUAAUUACAGCCAUACUGCAGGUUUCUGAACUACCAAAGCCUAAAACUAUUAGUGAAGACAUAAAAAGCUAUGACUGGCAUUUUGAAACAAAAUAUUACAGUACAACAGUUGAGCUCUGCACCACUGAGAAUAGAACUAUUGGCAACCAGGAAUUUGCAGAAUCGGUUGAAGCCUUCAUUCAUUACUUUGAUCCCAACUUGGUGUGUGAAUUAUUCCAUAGUUGAAUUAAGAAACACAUUAGGCAUAUGCUUUUUACCCUUCACAACACUAAAUCUUAAAAUAUUUUUUGCUAAUUCACUUAUUUUUAUGUUAAUAUUUUGAUGUUAGCAAAUUAAAUUCCAUUAUCAUUUCAUUUGCAGCCAUCAUCAUUUGAGCAAACUCAAGCUUGGUUGCCCUACCUGAAACACAUUGAACCUGAUGUUUUAUUACUUGUUUGUAAGACAAGCAAACAUUCUGAUGGUAACUUGGUUCACUAAUUUUUAUUCUAAUCAUAAAUUACAACUAUGAAAUUAAAGCAAUAGAUUGCUGCUAUUUUACUUUAACAGUUUAAAACUAUUUUGUAGACCUCAUUUCUUGAAAUACUAUUCUGUAACUCAGUGGCUGUUUUUUUGUUGUUGUAAUUUACAAUUAAUAUCACCUUUGUAAUUGUACAAUAAACAGAAUAUUUUUGUCUACAGCAAUAUGCCGAAGAGUAACUCAAGAAUGGUGUAUACAAAAUGGCUUUGAACUGGUUGAGCUGCAGCCAGAAAUCAAUCCAGAAGAUGAAGGUAUUUGGUUGGUUUUCUUUCCAUUACAAAUUGUUUAAACUAUUAACAUUUGUAUAGUUUGCAAUUUUUUAAAUAAAUUUUUCCAUUAUACUUAAAAGCAGGGUUUCCAACUCUGGGUUGCACAGGUGUCAUUUCAGGGGGUGAGAGCAGUGGGUUGCUAGGGGAAGUGCUGCCUGGGGCAGACGGCCCCCCUCUUCACCACUGGGUGCAACAAUAGUAAUUAAAAGAACUGAGAAGCCAUUGGCUUUUAAUUAAUGAUUGAUAUAUGUUUAUAUAUUUUAUUAAUAUUUUCAGUAACAUUUCAUUUAUUUAAUAAGUUUAUUUUAUCAUUUCUAGAGUCCUCUUUUCAGUUCUUUAAAUGAAUUAUUUAUUUAUUAUUUUCUCAGUUAAAAAUGCAUUAUUACUUUAGGAAGGACUGGGAUACUAGUCAAAUAAUUCAUUGUGGUUGGGGAGUAUAGAAAAGGUUGGAGAACACUGCUUUUUAAAGGAAUGUUAUUUCAUGUUUUGAUGUUUUGUUUUUUAAACAGAAGAUGACUUUCCUGAAACGACUGGGAUGGCCAGAGUAAUUCAAGCACUCCAUGCUCAUACAUGGCCAAACUUAUCUAUGAAAAGUAGGUUAAUGUCUAGAAAAUAGUUUAUACACAUUUUACAGUAAAGGAAUAAUUUAUGAAAUUAUAUUAGUAACUUAUAUAAAAAAAUUAUUUAUUAUGGUUGCUCCAGGGCCCAUAUUGGCAUGCAUAUAGUUUUUGUCAGGUACAGCUGAAAUUAACUGUUUUUCUAUUAGAAACAUACUGUAUAGGCCUAUUUAUUGACCUAAAAACAGUUUAUGAAUUACAUCAUCCAGUGAAUAAACUCCAUUUUAUCCAAAAACAGUUCACACAAGUGGGGCUUGUAGAUUAGAAGUCCAAUGAAUGUAAGAAAUUUUUGUUUAUCAGUUGGAAUGUCCAGUUUUAAAAUCAAGUUGACUUAGUUCCCAUAACAUUGAAGCUGGAAUUGUAGUGUACAUUUAAAAAGCAUCUCUAGCCUUGAUGUAAAUUGAAAAGUGAUAAAGGUGGAUGUUAUCUUGUCUUGUUUUGGAAAGGUUUCAGUCGGUAGCUCAGGUCUUAUGACAGGAAUAGCAUUGCCCUGAUAAUUGGGUUGCCCAGUGUCCUAGUCACCAAGCUGUUUUUAAUCCGGAAUAAAUUAUAGACAGAAAAGUCACUGGCUCUUUUUACCGUAUCCAAUGCAAACAAAGGAAAUUACAAACAACUAUGACUAUGAAAAAAAAAGAUAAUAAAAUAUACACUUGAUGAACUGGAACAAGAAAUUAAUAAGUAAGCUUAAAUACUUAUUUUCAAUAUUUAUAAAGUCCACUGUUAUGGUAUAUCAAGUUAAAUAUAGUUUUUUCCACUAAUUCAUCAAAAUUUGAGUGCACUUUGACCUGCCGUAACAAAGAAAAAAAACUUAACUAAUAGUGAACUUUUUAUUAGUCAAAAAAUGUACAAAAUCAUCAACAGUCCUUUCUUCUUGUUUUUAUCGGCCUUGUAUCACUUUUGGACUUGAAAUAUAAUCAACAAGGUUGGAAGAUAAAUUUUGAGUCUUUUUUUGUGUCAUUUUAAGCUCCCACCCUUUAGUAAAGUUUCACAGGAUUGGCGAUACAGAUGACGAAAAUCAUGUCAUGAACAAAAUGGAAACACGAUGCACAGACUAAAUUUUUUUAAAAUUAAAAAUCUUAAUUUACGAUUAAAAUUGAUAUUUUUAAGAUAUUUAUUUAAAAAGGUGAGAAAAAAAAUCAAGUUAUAAUCCAACAAUCAUGUGAUUGAAAAGUCAAUAUAACAUACUUUUAGAGUUAAGAGGUUAAAAUUAAAUGUUUAUUUGUUUUCCUAAUGGUUUUUCAACAUUUUCUUACUUAAUUAUAAAAAAAUUUCAUUGAACAAAAAAUAAAUUACAUAAAUGUUUUUCAAAGUGUGGUUGUGUUAUAUUUUAAUAAUAAAUAAGGUUCUUAUUUCUUUUCUAUUAAGGUAGCCCAACUAUUCAAAGCCCUUAUUUACGUCAGAUGAUGAAAGAGCAACAUUUGGCCAACCAACAGUUAACUGCAGCCACUUUUGACAGUUCAUGUAUUAACACAACAUGCCAGUUAUCCCCUACAAUUUUAAGCAAAGAGACCCCACAUGAAGACACUAAUUAUUCCGAGACUGGUCAUGCUGUAAAUAAAGUAAAUAAUUCAUUAAAUGGCUGUGAUGUAGAUUUAAAUGAUAGUGGUGCUACUUCAUGUAAACCAGAAGAGGACAUUUUAAAAAUUGAUGAGAUUGACUGGAAAACUCUACUUGGAAAAGAUGCUAAAAUAGAUGAAGGUUCGUUCCCUAAGCAUUAGUAUUAAUGGUAUAUUUUCUUUUUGUAAAGGAUGUUGUACCAAAUAGACUAUUUGAAUCAAGUAGUGUAUUAAGCCCUAAAAUAUAGCUUACAGCUGAAUAUGAAUACAAACUGUAAGUAUUUGGUCUAUAUGCCAACAUAGUGAUGUAUGUUUGCAAACAUAAUUAAAACUACAAUGGUAAAAAAACUGUAGUCAGCACUGGCAAUUUUUUCACUCAAUAUGUUUUUAAUGUAAAUGAAUUAAUGGUUUUCAUCACACUAAUUUCAACUUUAUUAUGGAAAGAAAACUAGGCUAAAAAGGUGUUGUUGGUUUUUUUUUUAAAUUAGCAUAUUUAUAUUUUUAAACAUGUAGUAAUGCAACAAGUUUGCUAUCAAUUUCACCAUGCAAGAAAUUGGGAAACUUAUUACCUUUUAUUCUCUUGUUUUUAAAAAAUUACAUUUACAUAUGUUGCAGAGUUCAUGAAUUAAAAACAAACAUGAUCAUGGUGUCGGUUUUCAUUAUCAGUGCCUGAACAAUAAAUCUCUGUUUCUGUAUUUUCACUUUCAGAUAUGCCAUUAACAGACAAUGAUGUAGGUGUGGAAGAAUUUGAACAAUUAUUUAUGAAAUUAAAAGUCAUGAAAGGUAUGGUUUCUCUUUAACUGUACAAGCAAGAUUGCAUGAAAAUCCAUAUGAUUGAUUACUGUCUACAUCAGCUGUUUUAAAAUUAGGUCAUUGUUUUCUGUGCAAGGGAGACUAUUUUCAAGUUCAUUUAUUUCAAACUAAAAUUAAUAAAAUAAUUACUAUAAAUAAAGCUUACAAUAAAAAAUAUUGAUUCAUACAUGCACCCAUGUUUUAAGACUCUGGUUCCCAACCAAUGGGUUGCAAUGUUUUUGUGUGGGGAUUGCUAGUUGUAAUAGUAAUAUUAAGAAAGAAAUAUAAUUUUUCUAUCUGUCUUUAAUUAAUGUAAAUCGGAAUCAUUUCAUACCUCAUUGAUUUUUUUUAUGGGUUUUGACUGUAUUUAAUUUAUUGUACUUCUUUAAAAUGGCAUCAGGAGUCAAGAAAGAAAAAAAAUUAAUGUUUAACUAAAAAUUUCCUCAUUGCUUGUUUGAAUAAAAUCCAUAGAAUCAUUGAUCAAAAAUUCAAAUUCUUUCAUGGAAAUUAUUUUUUUUUAAUUAAUAAAAUGUAAUGCAAAUUUAAUUUUGUUUGCUUAAUAAGGUAAUCAUUUUUAAUAUUUAAUUAUUUUUUUUUACAGACAGAGCUGAAAACUUACCAGCAGAAGAAAGAAAAAAAUAUGCAGAGAAGGUACCAUGUUCUUUAUAUUUGAAACUAUAAGUUUAGCCCCAUGUUUGGAAUUUUUAAUAUUUACAUUCAUAAAGUAAAUUUUUGUUGAAGUUUUAUAAUGUUUCAAACAACACUUUUAAUUAAACAUUUACUUAUUUAAGGUGGCAAUAUCUUUUUGGAAAGCCAUUGGAGGAGAUGAAGAUGAGAUCGAAGGACUUGGUGAUUCAGAUUAAUGUUUUCGCAAACAAGAAAAAUGACCACAGCACACUCUUAUUAGUCUUAUGUAAAAUGUGGACAAGGAAGACUAAAUUAAACUUCAGUUUCCAAGUCUUUAAAAUGUGUCUGUGCUGUAUAAAAUGUAAAUUAUUCAUAAAAAAAAAAAAAAGAACAGCAGUUUAUUAGUUUGUCACAAUAAUUUAUUUUGAGCUACAUGUAAUUCAUGUUCUAAAUGCAAUAAGUUUACUUUUGUCUAUAAAGUAUCUUUGGUACACCAGAAUGUUCAUUACAUUACCAUUUAACUUGUGAUAUAUUUCAAUGUACAUUCAAAAUUUUACCAUUAAAAUUUUGUUUUUUUAAAGUUGCAUUUGUAGACAUUUUAGUCAAUAUUCCUUGAUCUACAGUUAACGAUUUUUAUAAAGUUUAUAUUUCGCAAUUCUUUUUUUAAAAUGAUUAAUCUGAGCAUGAAAUAUAAGUUAUAAAUAUUCAAAUUAAAAUUUUUAAAAAAAUAUUUUCAGACUGCUAGAGUUCUCUUAGUAGAAAUUACUAAUUUGUAGACCGUAUGUAUAGAUUAAAAAUAUUUUCAUAGUCUUUAAACCAAUUGAGUUUCAGAGACAAACUGAACAGUUACAAAAAAGCUAUAAAAAAAUGGGUUCAAAUGGAUCAUUAUUAUUAUUACAUCAAUUAGAAAAUUAAGAAAGGAUUAAAUAUUAUUUUCACUCAUCCACUGCAAUAUGCAACAUUUCUGAAUCACUGUCUUCUGUGAAAAACAUUUUACUUUCAUUAUCAAUACAGCUUGCCUCUUUUAAAGUUAUUUUAU
Messenger RNA from Lymnaea stagnalis (great pond snail), 8296 nucleotides. The record is from the annotation of a GenBank genome assembly. Lineage: Eukaryota; Metazoa; Mollusca; Gastropoda; Lymnaeidae.